UCAUACAUUUUUAAUUGUUCAAAAUGCGAAAAGUCUUUGCUGUUUUUCUCUUUAUCAGUGUGUUACAUUUAUCAAUUUGUGAUCUGUGUAAAAUAUGCGAGUGUUCAACAUCAGAUAAUUUAAUUGAGUACAAUUGUGAUGGAAAACUCGAUCAAAAUAGUGAUGAUUUGGAAUUCUUGUCAUUCAUCUAUGAAGACCCACCGAACAAAUUAAUUUUAUCGAAUAAUUUUGUUAAUGAAACAUCACUCGAGAGAAUUAAAUACCUGACCAGUCUACAAUUCCUCGUUCUGUCGCAUAAUAAUAUUACAAAAAUGGAUUCUGAGAUUUUAGAAUCAUUUACUAAGCUGAGGGAGUUGGAUUUGUCAUGGAAUAAUAUAGAAAAUAUCGAUAUUGGGGCAUUAGCGAAAGUAAGAUCCCUAGAAUAUCUUGAUUUGAGUCAUAAUAAAAUUGGAAGCAUCAACGGCUCACUGACGAAUCCUUCACAAGUUCUAAGCGGCCUCUCUUUAUCGAAUAACAUCAUAACAGAAUUACCAAAAAAUUUCACCAAUAAUUUUCCAAAAUUGUCGACUCUGGAUUUGUCGAAUAAUUCUCUCACUUCAUUCGAACAUUAUCUCUCCAAUAUUGAAGGUCUAGAGUUAUUAAAUUUGGAACACAAUUCUCUCAACUCAACGAUUAUUGAAGCUAGUAUUCGACAAUUACGUGUCGGAUAUAACGAAUUGACAUCUCUGCCAAGAAAUUUAUCUGUCGAAUCCUUGAGUAUCGAAAAUAAUAAAAUUAAAGAAAUUCAGUCGGAUGAGGUAUUGUUCAGUGGUUUGAAAUAUUUAAACCUCAGUGGAAACUAUCUAUCGAUGAUAUCAAAUUUUACGCUUCCAAUAUUGAAGGGUUUGGACAUUUCUAAUAAUUUGUUUGCGUCAAUACCUGAGAAUUUUAUGAGUCACAAUUUACCGAGUCUUGAGACACUCAUCAUGAAUGGAAAUCCAAUCAAGGAGUUGAAGUUUUUCAAUGAAUUGAAGCUCCGAAACUUUGUUAUGAAGAAUACAACUUUGCUCAAUGCAAUCUACGAUGAUGCGCUCGAGAAAUUGAAAGGACAGGAUGGGGAUUGUAUUAAUAUUACUAUUUCUUCGAACAAAAAUUUGAAGGCCUUCGAUGAAGAGUCCAUUCGUGGUAUGGAUAUUUGUUACUUAGACCUCAGCGAGAACGGCCUCACCAGAAUUUCCCAAAAAUUGGAGAAGGUCUUGAACGAAACGUUGCCAGAGUAUGGAGUGAAUUUGCAAGGAAAUCCAUUCAUCUGUGACUGUAAAUCCGAGUGGAUGCUGGAAAGAUUAGUGCCCAACCUUUACGCUCUCAAUCCUGAACUUCUAAUUGAUCUAAAAUGCGCAAGCCCAUUGAAAUUAUUCGACAAGAGAAUGGUCCAUUGGAUGAAAUGGAAAGGCCAAGUCUUUUGCGACGAUAAUUUAACCGGAAAUGACUUUAGCCGACUCGAAGUAUUUGAAGGAAGUGACCAGUUUCUCCAUAGAAGAAAAGAAAUCGCCCUCAAAUCUGGAAGUGGGAUGGUGAUAAUUGUCAUCAGUGCAGUUGUUAGUCUCUUAUUACUAGUGGUCACUGGCAUGAUAAUUUCUUAUAAACUUGCGUUGAGAAAAAGACGUUCGAACCGACGAUUUUAAAUAGUGGACUUUUUGUAAAUAAAUCAGGUGAUAAGAUCAUAGAAAGAACUAAAAUAUGGGUAAAGACGGUAGGAAAAGCUCUCCUUCAAGAAUCAUUUUUUUUAUUUAGCUUUCAUGAAAAGUUUCUCACCCAUUAUUCUAUGACACCCUAGAAGAUGAUUCUUUCGUGCCUUUGCACAUAUUCUCAGUAGAUUUUUGAGUAAUUGAUUGAACGAUGUUGUUGAACUCAGGUGACCACAGGGCCGUGCACUAGCCACAGAAUCGUUGCUUCCAUUUCAAACAAGUGGGAAAUUCCUCUUGUAUAUAGUAUAGUUAUUUUUACUAAUAAAUUAGCAAUAUGCUUCCGAA
Molecule: messenger RNA, 2012 nt
Organism: Diachasma alloeum
Lineage: Eukaryota; Metazoa; Arthropoda; Insecta; Hymenoptera; Braconidae
Product: toll-like receptor 6
Exons: 4
Coding region: 24-1664 (546 amino acids)
Cellular component (GO): extracellular matrix
Molecular function (GO): protein binding
Source: RefSeq, a predicted model, not a curated record